Messenger RNA from Loxodonta africana (African savanna elephant), 1003 nucleotides. RefSeq names its product olfactory receptor 4A47-like. The record is from RefSeq and is a predicted model, not a curated record. NCBI's taxonomy places the organism in Eukaryota, Metazoa, Chordata, Mammalia, Proboscidea, Elephantidae. Bases 1 to 918 code for a protein of 305 amino acids. Gene Ontology annotation, biological process: G protein-coupled receptor signaling pathway. The transcript has a single exon. Gene Ontology annotation, cellular component: plasma membrane. Gene Ontology annotation, molecular function: olfactory receptor activity; G protein-coupled receptor activity.
AUGGAACAAAGGAACAAUGUGACUGAGUUUGUCCUCUUGGGGCUCACUCAGAAUCCCCAGGGUCAGAAAAUAUUAUUUCUUGUGUUUUUGCUGAUCUACAUUGUGACAGUUGUGGGCAACCUCCUCAUUGUCAUGACUGUGGUGGUCAGUCCAACACUGGAUGCUCCUAUAUACUUCUUUCUUGGCUAUUUAUCUUUUAUGGAUGCUGUUUAUUCUACUACGGUCACCCCAAAUAUGAUCAUAGACUUAUUCUAUGAGAAGAAAGCCAUCACUUUCCAAGCUUGCCUGAUCCAGCUUUUUGUAGAACACUUAUUUGGUGGUACUGAGAUUUUACUUCUGGUGGUCAUGGCCUACGACGGCUACGUGGUUAUCUGCAAACCCCUACAUUAUAUGAUGAUCAUGAACCAAGGGGUGUGUGUUCUGCUGCUGAUGGUGACCUGGGUUGGAGGUUUUGUGCAUGCAGUACUUCACCUUCUCUUUGUGUACAAUCUUCCCUUCUGUGGUCCCAAUGUCAUUGACCACUUCUGCUGUGACAUGUACCCCUUAUUAAAACUUGCCUGCACUGACACCUAUGUCAUUGGUCUCUCUGUGAUUGCCAAUGAUGGGGCAACACGUGUAGUCAUUUUUAUGCUGUUACUCAUCUCCUACGGAGUCAUUCUGCAGUCCCUGAGGAACCUUAGUCAGGAAGGGAGGCGCAAAGCUUUAUCCACCUGUGGCUCCCACAUCAUUGUGGUGGUCCUCUUCUUUGUCCGUUGUAUUUUUAUGUAUGUCAGACCUCCUUCCACCUUACCUAUUGAUAAAUUCUUGACUGUGUUUUACACUGUUUUCACUCCUGUGUUGAACCCCUUAAUUUAUACUCUGAGAAAUGCAGAGAUGAAAAAUGCCAUGAAGAAGCUUUGGACCAGAAAAAGAAAAUGAGGUCAUAGGCACACACAUCGCCUACUUUCAGUAAAGAAUAUAGUCCAUUCCAGGAAAACAAAACAUUGAAAUCCAUUGCUUUAGA